This is a messenger RNA of Adineta ricciae, 519 nucleotides long. NCBI's taxonomy places the organism in Eukaryota, Metazoa, Rotifera, Eurotatoria, Adinetida, Adinetidae. The record is from the annotation of a GenBank genome assembly.
AUGGUAGUCGUGCCAACAAAUACCUCUUUGAAUGUAACUCACGCUGAACAUGUAUCUUCUUUCGAUACAAAUGGUUCGAUAAUAUAUAUCAUUGGUGUUAUGAUAUGGUACGCAUUUGGUUUUGGUCUGAUACUAAUUGACGAUAUCAAUCCUCAGCCAGGUCGUAUUGAAUCACGACGACAUGUUAGUGUUUAUCAAACAGUGAGUGAUUUACAUGAACAGCAAGAUCGGAAUGAUAUCUUGGUUGAACUAAAAGACAAAGAGAGACGUGCAAAACUAUGGCAAAUCUACUACGGUGUGCACGCGAAUCAUCCAACUACAAUUGCCAAAGAUAACGAAGCUGUUGAAUUAAUAAUCAAACAAUUAAAUGAUUUAAACGAACGACGUCGUGUACUGCGAGAUACUUUAACUGAAAUCAGCCUCGAUCAUCCCGAUGAAGACUUUAAAGUUGAUGAUAGUGAUUCAGAAAGUUUCUAUGGUGUGACAGUGACUCGAAAAAGGCAGUCCAGCUGGAUGUGA